CAAGUUGUAAAAUGAAAUCGACUUCCCUCGUAUCUCUGGCUCUGAUUUUCUCACACUCCAUCAUAAUUCCGCAACACAUCUGCCAGUCGUCUUUCCCAGUUGAAUUUAACCGCGUAACAUAAACUUUGCAAUACGUGACUUCUUUCGCAGCAGCCCAUCGCCUGCGCGAGUAGUCAAACAUUUUUGAUUUGUGCUGAAAACGCAGUCUUUGUUAUCUAGUAGAUGAAAGGUGGACUUCACAGGACUGAAAGCGGCGGAUUCGAGUGUUUUUUUGAGUAUCAAAAACCAAAUACUAUGAGCUUCAUAGAGGUCAUAGUAACAAUCGGUUCAGUACUGUUACUACUAGUUACUUUACCAUUUUCGCUGUUCUGGUGUUUCAAGGUAGUGCAGGAAUAUGAGAGGGCGGUCAUUUUUCGACUGGGAAGAUUGAGGAAAGGCGGAGCUAGAGGACCAGGAAUAUUUUUUGUCUUACCAUGUUUGGACAGUUAUUGCAAGGUGGAUUUAAGAACAGUAUCUUUCGAUGUACCGCCUCAAGAGGCGCUAACGAAGGAUUCUGUGACUGUCACAGUCGAUGCAGUUGUCUAUUAUAGAAUCCAAGAUCCAUUGAAUGCAGUCGUCAAGGUGACAAAUUAUAGCAAUUCGACAAGAUUACUAGCCAUGACUACUCUCAGGAACAUCUUAGGUACAAGAAACCUAGCAGAGAUUCUGUCAGAUCGAGAAGCGAUAUCGCACGCCAUGCAAACAUCACUGGACGUUGCAACAGACCCAUGGGGUGUCAAAGUAGAGAGGGUGGAAAUGUUAGAAAUAUUUUUAUUUACUGCUUAUAUAAAGCUCCUUCACCAUCAUACACUAUACAGUAUCAAACUAGGAUUGUAACACAUCAUGGACGUAACGUAAUUUUGCGUGAUGAUGGUACGCGCCGUAGAUGAUAAUCGACGUCGGUAGCCGCGGUUCAAACGCGUUUGGACUACUAUAGAACGCGGUUGCUACGCUGAAAAGACGUGAGCCUGCCUCAACAACUCCAAAGAGCAAUGGCUGCUGAGGCAGAAGCCUCAAGGGAAGCUAGAGCGAAAGUUAUAGCAGCCGAAGGAGAAAUGAAGGCUUCCAGAGCUCUAAAAGAAGCAUCUGAUGUCAUAAAUGAAAGUCCAGUCGCAUUACAGCUGAGGUAUCUCCAAACUUUGAACAAUAUAUCAGCAGAGAAGAAUUCGACCAUCAUAUUUCCACUGCCAAUAGACCUGAUAUCCUACUUCAUGGACAAAAAUGGCAAAGAUGAAAAGGACUCUCAUUUAGUUUUGUAAAGAGAAUAUAUUCAUUUUACCUAUUAAACAUAGUACAUUGAACAAAAUGUCUUUAUAAAUUAAACACGCUUUUAGACUUACAAAAAAGAAAUCCAAAGUUAACAAACAAAAAAAGUAUCUAUUUUGAGUCACAUUAAAAAUACAGCAAUAUUCAAAGUGAAACAUACUAAUAUUUAAUUCAUUAAUUUGCAGUACAGCAGAAAAAAGUAAUCCUAAAUUGCCGCUACCACUAAUGAAACAUGUUUUAUUAGAGCUAACUCAAUAAGCCAAUAAAAUAAAAUUGAAUGUGCAUCUAGAACUAAGCUAAUCAAUAAUGACAAGGCAACACUGCAUUACUGCAUUAUUGUGUUACUUCAGCAACUUGUAAUAAGUAGAUUUCACUAUUAAUAAAUGGCACUUAUCAUAUUUAGCGGCCAGACAAACACUGAG
Molecule: messenger RNA, 1727 nt
Organism: Acanthoscelides obtectus
Lineage: Eukaryota; Metazoa; Arthropoda; Insecta; Coleoptera; Chrysomelidae
Source: the annotation of a GenBank genome assembly